Molecule: messenger RNA, 570 nt
Organism: Ostertagia ostertagi
Lineage: Eukaryota; Metazoa; Nematoda; Chromadorea; Rhabditida; Trichostrongylidae
Source: the annotation of a GenBank genome assembly
AUGUACACGGUGUCGCGAGUGACACCGUUCGAGUGGAACCUGAACUUCUCGUGCUGCACGGCUCAUCAACCUCAUCCGGGUGCCGCCUUUGUGAACUCACCUGUGGAGCUUUCGAAUAACUACAGCUUCUGGAAUACAUUAUGGUACGUAACCAGCACAAUGCUCAAAGGAGGAUGCGAUUUUGGUCCUCGAGCUGUGUCAACGAGGCUACUAGGAGGAACAUGGUGGGUGUUCACGCUGGUGAUCAUCAGUGCAUACACUGCAAAUCUGGCUGCAGUUCUCACUGUUUCGCGGCCAUUCAUCCCAAUCAAAAACCUGGACGAUUUGGCUAAUCAGACAACCAUCUCGUACGAAUCCAAAAUUGGUUCUCAUGCGAAGAUGUGGGAGUACAUGAAAAACCGUGAUGUGUUUGUCAAGGACAACCGAGAAGGAGUUGAAAGAGUAGUGAGGCGAAACUUUGCGUAUUUGAUGGAGUCAACAUCGCUUGAGUUCGAAGUGUCACAAAACUGUAACCUCACUCAAAUUGGUGGUGUGUUGGGUUCGAAAGGUUAUGGCAUUGCCUUACAGAAA